Molecule: messenger RNA, 1440 nt
Organism: Ambispora leptoticha
Lineage: Eukaryota; Fungi; Glomeromycota; Glomeromycetes; Archaeosporales; Ambisporaceae
Source: the annotation of a GenBank genome assembly
AUGCACCAAGAAGAGUCAGAUACAUUCUUUACAAAUUUACACCAGGAUCAACAAAUAGUAGACUCUGAUGAAUACCAGAAGCCAUAUAUUUCACCUAAUAUGUCAGAACUAAAUAUUGGCGAAUCCUCUUAUUCGCAACAAGAACUAAUACCUCCACCGUCACCAAGGUAUUCUACGAAUACCUCACCAACACAUACUAGAACAGCAUCAAUACAUUCAACAGAAGAUACAAAUGAUUUUAGUCAACUGGAUGCUUCACCGCAUCCAAUAACUAUAGUACCAACAAAACCAAAAUCAUUUGAAGAAAAACUUAGCGAUACAUUCUCAACAGCAACUUUAUACCUACCAAGGUUUUCUAAAAAGAAAACUAUACCUGAUUUAAGACAAACUGCAAUGAAAGAUAGUGCAGUGUCACAAAUAAAAGAAGAAGGUAACCAAGUAUCACCAGAAGAACAAGAAUUCUACAGAAGUAGAAAAAUAUCCUUUAAUCAAAGGCAUAAGGAACCUGAACAAUUCAGUUCAAUUAUUAUUGAAACUACUAAAGGCAAAGAAAGGUCAAAUGAAGAACAAGUAAAAGAAAUAUGGGAAGUACCUUCAGAAGAUCAUAAAUACUCACUCCCUCCAGGAUCAAAUAUAGAAUAUAGAAUAACCGGACACGAUAGCCAACCCUAUGAACCAUCCUUACGAAUAAAUGAACAAUCAGAACAAUCAUCAUUAUACCAAUCAGAAGAAGUAUCACCUGAACUUAAACCAACAGGUGAACGACCUUCAACCCCAUUACCAAGUAAAAGUAAUAACCAAUAUGGAUACCAAAAAGAACUAGAUUCUAUUGAACUACAAUAUAAACCAAUCAAAAUGACUGGAAAAACUAUUAAAAUGCACAAAGCAUUAAAACAUAUACCAAAUGCAAUACGACGACAUAUCAUACCCACAAUAGGCAAAGGAACACCUAUAUUCACAAACAAAACACACAUUAUAAAACCAUAUAUAUUAAUCCGAGAUUCGGUAAACAAAAUACAGAUAUUUAAUUGGACGAAUAAGCCAAUUAAUAUACCUAAAGAAACACAUAUAGGAAACCUAGAACAAGUCAAAGAAAUCUUCGAUUUUCAACCAAAGAAUAAUGAUAAUAAAAACGAAAAACAACGACUUGAAAUAUUAAUCAAAAACACUGACCCAAAAUAUAGAACAAUGUUUGAACCAUUGUUCAAGAAAUACAUUAAAGAUGUAUUCCGUAUGAAACCUGAAGAAGCUACAGUUUUUAACUCUAAAAACUUUACACCAAUAACAUUCCCGUUAAAAGUACCUGAAGAAGAAAUACCUAAAGCUCAUAAAUCAAGAAUGCGAGCAAGACCUUUAGAUAAUGAAUCACAACAAAAAGCUAACGAAUUAUUUGAAGGAUUAAUAAGAAAUAAAUAUAUAGAACCUUCAAUAUCAGACUGA